GAAACUGAGUUUUUGGAUAUCGCCACCAUUAGGGACACAAGAGCGGGAAAAUAUGCCAAACUCCCUAAACAUCCAAAGGUUCGUAACGUCUUCAACAUGGAUUUUCCUGACAGCCAUCAUCUGGCCAAAGCGCUGACCAUCGUGACGGGACCAGACACCGUCAGCCUCUCCUAUCACAACUUCUUCGCUGCUAAAGAAGUGGCUCAGACUUGGGCAGACGACAUUCUGGCUAUAGCAUAUAACACACUGAGAUCAAACGCCUGCAGACAGGUCUUCCUGGAGAAAGUGUAUGUCCGACUUUCAUUGCAGACCAACAAAGAUGGAAAAAUUCCUGUUAAAAACAUCUUAAAGAUGUUUCCAGCAGACAAGAAAAGAGUGGAAGCUGCUCUGGCUGCAGCAAAUCUCCCGAAGGGAAAGUUUGACACCAUUAAGUCUGAUGUGUUCACUGAAGCAGCCUUCAAGACCUUCAUACUCAAUCUCUGUCCCAGACCUGAAAUCAAUGAAAUCUUCACGUCCUUGUGAGGAAAGGGUUUCAUGACGAAGGAGAUGCUGACCAAGUUUCUGAACGAGAAACAGCGAGAUUCCCGUCUCAAUGAGGAGCUGUUUCCACUCGUCAGACCCGAACAGGUGAAGAAUCUCAUAGAGAAAUACGAGCCGAGCUCGUCCAACGCCAGCCGCGGUCAGAUUUCUCCGGAUGGUUUGAUGUUUUAUCUGAUGGGAUCUGAAACAUCAGUGGUGAAACUGGACAAACUGGCCCAGAGUCACGAUAUGACUCAACCAAUCCCACAUUACUUCGUCAAAUCCUCCCACAACACCUAUCUCACAGCGGGGCAGCUGACGGGCAUCUCGUCUCCGGAGAUGUACCGCCAGUGUCUCCUCGCCGGGUGCCGCUGUCUGGAGCUCGACUGCUGGAAGGGCAAACCUCCGGAUGAAGAGCCAAUCAUCACCCACGGCUUCACCAUGACAACCGAGAUCCUCUUCAAGGAUGUGAUUGAAGCGAUUGCUGAGAGUGCCUUCAAAACGUCCAAGUAUCCUGUUGUCCUUUCGUUUGAGAACCACGUCGAUACAGUGAAGCAGCAGGAGAAGAUGGCCUACUACUGCAGGACGAUCUUCGGAGACGCUCUGCUCGUUGACGUACUGGACAAAUAUCCCCUGAAGCCGGGUCAUCCGGUGCCGAGCCCGUCUGAGCUGAUGGGUAAAAUACUGAUCAAGAAUAAGAAAAGCAGCGCACCUGCCAGCAAACCAGAACAGGCCAAGAAAGCGUCUGGUCCAGAGCAAGCAAACGCAUCUGCGGACGACUCUGAGUCCAACCAGCCGGCCGAUCCAAACCAACCCGCUCCCGAUAACCCAGAGGCCAGCGACCCGCCGCAUGCAACCGAUGAGCGUGAAGAGCAUGAUGACCACGAUGAACAGGACGAAGAGAAGAUGAAGAACUCUGAUGAGGGAACCGCUGGACAGGAAGUGACAGCAUACGAGGAGAUGUCCGCUCUGGUCAAUUACGUACAGCCCAACAAAUUCAUCUCUUUUGAGAACGCAGCCAAAAAAAACAAGAGUUUUGUCAUCUCUUCCUUCGUGGAAACCAAAGGAGAGAGUCUGAUCGCUAAGAACGCUGUGGACUGGGUCGAAUAUAAUAAGAGGCAGAUGAGUCGUAUCUACCCUAAAGGAACCCGUGUGGACUCUUCAAACUACAGUCCGCAGCCCUUCUGGACCGCCGGCUGCCAGUUUGUGGCGCUCAACUACCAGACUAUGGGAACUGUAUCCUGUGUUCAGAUUUACUCCGGUCAGUUCCUGUCGGAUAAGCACGUGAAAACCGGAGUGGAGGUCGAGCUCAUCGGUUUGCCCAAAGACCCCAAACGCAAAUACCGCACCAAAAUGAGCACGACGGCCAACGCCAUCAACCCCGAGUGGAACGAGGAGCCUUUCGUCUUCGAGAAGAUCUUGCUGCCGGAGAUGGCUUACCUCAGACUCGUGGUUCAGGAGGAGGGCGGCAAGUUCUUGGGUCACCGAAUCAUCCCUCUGGACGCUCUGCAGACAGGUUUCCAGCACAUCUGUCUGCGCAGCGAGGGCAACAUGCCGCUCACACUGCCAUCUCUGUUCGUUCACAUCGAGGUGAAGGACUACAUCCCCGCUGCAUUCGCCGAUUUCUCAGAUGCACUUUUCAAUCCUGUGAAGACUUCAAAGCCACCGAAGACUGAGAGUUUAACAUACGUGUGUGAAUAUGAGUUACCUCUCACUGACGGAGCCCAGACACCUGCCGCAGAACUGAAGGCCGCAGAAGAAGCUCCAGCAUCAUCAGAGGCUGAAGCUGCAGUGACUCCAGCAGAGGGCGACGCUGCACCUCCGGCAGAACAGACUCCAGCGCCAGAACCUGAACCUGAGCCCAAACCAGAGGAAAAACCAGAACCAGAGCCCAAACCAGAGGAAAAACCAGAGCCAGAACCCAAACCAGAGGAAGAACCAGAGCCAGAACCCAAACCAGAGGAAAAACCAGAACCAGAACCCAAACCAGAGGAAGAACCAGAGCCAGAACCCAAACCAGAGGAAAAACCAGAACCAGAACCCAAACCAGAGGAAAAACCAGAACCUGAACCCAAACCAGAGGAAAAACCAGAACCUGAGCCCAAACCAGAGGAAAAACCAGAGCCAGAACCCGAACCCAAACCAGAGGAGAAAACAGAACCAGACCCUGAACCAAAAUCAGAAGAAAACCCAGAAGUUGCUGCAGAUGCAGAUGCUGUCGUCACGGAGACCAAAGAAUCCAGUGAGGAAACCCCAUCUGAUCCAUCAGAUAUCACCACUGUGACCUGUGAAGAACUGCAGCAGCACAAGAACUUCCUGAAAGUCGCCAAGAAACAGGAAAAAGACCUGAAGGACACGGAGAAGAAGUUUCAGAAGAAACGAGAAGAACUGAUUCAGAAAUACAGCGACCAGUUCAAAGCCUUGAAGAAGAAGAAGUCUGGAGAUGAUCCGGGUGACCAGAUGAAUGAACUCAAGCAGAAGCUGAAGUCGGAGCUCAGGGCUCUGCUGGUGGAGCAACACGAUCAAAUCAAGAAGAAGAAAGAACAAAACAACACUGAGCGUUUGACCAAACUCCUGGAAAUGGCCACAGAGAAGCACUGCAGUGAGAUCAAGGCACUCAGCAGUGAGCCCAAGAAGAAAGACAAAAUGAAGAAAUGCAAAAGUACGGAGCAGCUUGACAACGAUAACGCACAGUCGGCAGAUAACAGCAGCGCUGAUGGUUCACCGCAGGAACAGAGUCUGAAGAAGAAACAGGCCGCUACACUGGCCAGCAUCAGAGAUCUGAUCAGUCAGCUGAAUAAAGACACCGUGGCCGAACACGCCAAGAAGAUGUGGUCUCUGCCCAGUGAGCUGUCCGAGGCCGUCAACUCCUGCGUCCAGCCGCAUUUCCCAGAGCUUGUGGAGAAGGCCGGCGAGAGCCGCUCCGAAAACACCGGACAGUACAACCAUGUGUUCGUAGGAUGAGCUCACUCUUAACAGUUCAAAUUAACUCGGCAUUAAUAUUUAUCAUUCUCAUUUAUUUGACACUUAUUUAUAUUUUAGUGUACACUGUGUUCUUUUCAUUACGUAAGGCAAGACUAAGGACAUGUUUGCUUUAAUGCAAUUUAGCACUCAACCUCGCAAUAAAAUCAGUGUAUAAAAUGAAAACUCUCAUGA
Messenger RNA from Sinocyclocheilus rhinocerous, 3675 nucleotides. Its product is annotated as 1-phosphatidylinositol 4,5-bisphosphate phosphodiesterase beta-2-like. Gene Ontology annotation, molecular function: phosphatidylinositol-4,5-bisphosphate phospholipase C activity; calcium ion binding. NCBI's taxonomy places the organism in Eukaryota, Metazoa, Chordata, Actinopteri, Cypriniformes, Cyprinidae. Gene Ontology annotation, cellular component: cytoplasm. The annotation marks the transcript as partial. Gene Ontology annotation, biological process: phosphatidylinositol-mediated signaling; phosphatidylinositol metabolic process; G protein-coupled receptor signaling pathway. The record is from RefSeq and is a predicted model, not a curated record. The transcript has 29 exons.